GUAUUGUCACUAACGUCAAAAAAUCGAAAAAGAAAGAAUGGAAAAAUGGCGUCUUCGUUUGCGUUUUACGUUUGCUUUGUCUAGUAUUGUGAAAGAUUCCGUGCAAUUUUCAGAUAAUUUAGCAUAGGAUAAUUUGUACACGUGUGGUUCAGUGUUCAACUGACAAAUAAGCUUUCCAAUCUAUUACUGUUCGAGCUGGUUAUCAACACACAGGACAUGUCGUGGCGUCGGGACGAGCGAAGUUCAAGGUGGAACGACGAGUCGCGGUGGGGCGACCGCGGGGAGCGCAAGAGGUCGCCCGUGUGGGAGCCGCGCCGCAGCGCCUCCCCGGACAGGCGGGCCUCGCCCAGGGAGCGGCACCGCGACCGCUACGACCGCGACCGGGACCGCCAUGACCGACAUGACCGCCGCGACCGGGCGGACCGCCGCGAUGACCGUGAUCGCGACCGCCGCGAGCGUUACGACCGUCGGGAGCGCCGCCGCUCGCCCAGGAGAGAUGAUGAUAAAGAACGCGACAUCCCUCAGGCGCCGUCGCCGCCUAACAUCAGCGGAGACACUGACAGACCCCCCUCUAGGUCUUCCAGUCGAUCACGGAGCCACGAGCAAGAUCAGGAGAGUUAUGAAGCUAAAUACGAUAUGAAUCAUUUAGACCAAUUUGAUUCGUCUUCAAUCAAUGCUUCCCCAGGGGACUGGUUCUGUAAAUGUGGGUUGUAUAACUUUAAGAGGCGGCAAGUGUGUUAUAGACGGAACUGUAAUGGAAAAAGGUCGGAAGGGAUAGUCUUUGGAGGUGAUUCUGAUAGGGGAUGUGAGGCUUCAGGCAUAACUAAGCGCUUGUUGUUGAGGAGAUUAGAUGCUUUGACUACGGAGGAGAAAGUUUUGGAAGCAUUGAAAGAUAGAUGUUCAAAAGCUGUUAUAGAUUCCAUAGCGGGCAUCACUAUAGGCAGGGAGACUUUGACGGGUGCCUCUAAAUGUCUAGCAUAUGUAAAUUUUAAUUCUAUUGCGGAUUCCAUGGCUGCACAUAAUGAAAUUCAAGCAUUGAGUCCGCCUUUGAAGAUUGACGGGCGCGAAGUAUUAGUUUCGUUUUACAAUGAGCCCAAGAAACCACAGAAACCAAAUGACUACACCGCAUAUUACUCUCAAAUGGGUAAAUACCAGAAUUCACAAGCUUUAUCUGAAGCUGAUCGUGUAAAUGCUGCUGCAGCGGUCGCUCAGUCAGCGAUUUCAGCAGCACAGGCAAGGCAAAUGUCCUGGACACCCGUAUCGGUGCCAACAUUCGUUGCAUCAGCUGUACAAAGUGUCCCUACGGUUAAAGCGCCAACGGGAGAUGGCAAAACACAGUACUCCGCCCCUGAUGUCAGAACAUUCCUUUACGAUGAAACCUCAGGUUACUACUACGACCCAUCAACAGGUCUCUAUUAUGAUGGCACCACACAGUACUUCUAUAACAGCCAGACAUCUCAGUACAUGUACUGGGACGCCUCCACUUCCACUUACAUAGCGGCCACCCAAACACAACAGAAUACUGAACAACCGAAGCUUCCGAAUCCCCCGACGGCUACUGUAGAGAACACUAUUGCUAAAGAACCUGAAGAAAAGAAAAAGAAGGACAAAGAGGAUAAGGUUAAAGUUGCCAAAAAGAUAGCGAAAGAUAUGGAGCGUUGGGCCCGGACUUUGAACCAGAAGAAAGACAAUGCGCGUAGCAACAUUGUCAUGGAGCAACCUUUAGAUACAGGGGCAAGUAAGGGAUCAGCAGAUAUUGGUUUUUCUGUGCUCGGCGCAGGGCCUUCCUUACCUCCUCCUAUACAUGUGAGAGAAAUAUCUCCACCGCCCGCUUCCACAGAUGAGUUCUUGAUGAAGAAAGUUGCUGGUUCAUCAGAGUCGAUGUUUGAAAGCGACGAAGGUAUAAUAGACUGGGCGAAAUUGACCUGCCUUUUGUGUAAACGCAAGUUCCCUUCAGUGGACGUUCUAAAUAAACACAAAACCUUAUCAGACUUACAUAAACAGAAUCUGGCUGAAUAUCGUAAGAAAAAUGACUUGUUGCCGCAGACCAAUGGUUACAGAGACAGGGCCGCGGAACGCAGAAUGAAGUUUGGCGAGGAUGAGCCCCCGCCAAUGAGGAAGAGGUAUGAGCCUCCCGACGUCAUGCACACUUCGAUGCCGCCUGCCCCUCCACCCAACGUAGUAGACACGAUCGGAGGCAAAAUGCUGCAGAAAAUGGGCUGGUCUGAAGGCAGAGGCCUUGGGAAAACCGAGCAAGGGAGAAUAGCCCCGAUAGAGGCAGAACAGAGGCCGAGUUUGGCCGGCCUUGGCCAGAAAAGAGGGAUUUACACACCAACCCCUGGGGAAACUUACCGGGACACUGUGAAGAAACUUAUGAUAGCAAGAUAUAAGGAGGUGGUCGGACAAGAGGAGGGAAAAUAGGUGGGUUCCUUUCUAUUCUUUGUUUUCCUAACCUUCUCUGUUCACAGGUACCGAUUUCAAAAGGUCAGUGAAGUUUCUACUUUCAAAUGUUAAUCCUGUUAGUAUUCUAGUCAAAUUAUGGUAUAAGAAAUUGGCAGUAUGUGCUGUAUAUUUUCCCAAGAUUAGAUCUUGAAGAAAUGUGACCAUGUUGAACAUGAUACGAUUGCCAAUAUCCACAGAUAAUGGGGGUCAUAUAAUCGAGGUAAUCUGUGGCAAAAAAAUGAACAAUGAAUUCAAUUUUUUUUUACCCCCACUAUUCCUACUAUAAUAAGAAUUUAUAAAAUUUGUUAAUUUUCAUAUAGAGGUUCAAAAUUUAAAAUUAAUUUAGAAGAAUAUUAAAUUAUAAUUUUACAUUUCUUUUUUACAUACUUCAGACUUAACUUAUUUUCUUCUUUUUAUUAAACCUCAUAAUUAUUAAUAGGUACUUAGUAUAAUUAUAUUGACCAAAUAUUUAUAUACAUAUACAUAUGUAUAAUAUUAUUUACAUAAUUAUAUUCUUUUAUUCAACUUAUUUCUCUCUUUACAAUAUUUUAAAAUAUAAAUAAAAAACAAUUCUUACAUUUAUUAUUAUGUAUACUUAAAUUAAAUAAUAUAUCUUACGAGCUUAAGUGAAGAAACAUCUGCUUAUUUUCCAUGAAUUGGGUAAAGGUCUUGUAAGGUGGUUUUUAUAUCAUUCUCUAAUGGUUUGAUUCUGGUUUCACUACAAUAGAUGAGGCGCAGCGUACUUCCAUUCAGCCCCGGGAUAGGACAUCCACACUCGUGGUAAGUAUAGAUAAGUACCAUAGACUACACAUAUCUUGUACACAUUUUUUCCCCUACAGGUUAUAUGGGUAAGCAUUUUGGAAGAAAUCUGAAGAUUGAUGAUUUUCUAUUUGGUAAUUUAUCAGUUAUUGGACAAUAAUCAUUGGGAAUCUAGAAAACUUAAAAAAAUAUUUAAUUUAAAGUGUAUGUGUGUAUCUGAAGGAAGAUAUAAUUUUUCCUUGAAAUGGAAUAGAAUAGAUUUACAACUAUUAACAAAAUUUGAUGCAUGGUAUUACUUUUGACGUCACAUAAUUUAAAUCUAAUAAUAUCUUCUAAAUAUCCCGAUUAUUGUCCAAUAACUAGUAUUUUUCCUUCCUCGUGUCAAAUACUCUAGCUUUUAGCCCUACAGCGCCACAGCCCGAAUGAGAGACAAUGUUUGGACAGGAACGUAUCUGUGAUACAAAACAAACUGUGAUAUUUUCUAGUGAUGUGAUGAAGAAACGGUGAUUACGUGGUGACUUCUAUGGUUUAACUGACGAAUAUGACCAUUUGCAUUACAGAAUCGACGCCAAGGACCGGACUUCGUGCCAAAGUUGUUAGGAAUACCAGUGUGUCCUUAGUGUUGUAGCUAGGUGUUACUGGUUGCGUGGUCACGAUUAUUUAAAUGUUAAAUCCACAGUGCUGACUAGUAAGUGGUCUCGUGGCUAUUGAUAGUAAGGGCCGCUAACUAACAUUUUGAAAAUAUAAAAAGACAGCUUUUGAGCAAAUCCCAAAAGUUAAUUCUGCCUUUUGGAAAAUAACUACAAAUUCAGUUGUUGUCACUGAAAUGGUUAAAUUAGGUAUAUUUAUUAUAGAUAAAAAAUCAAGAAACUAUAUUAAAGAAAUAGUAUAAGAGAAGUGGAAAGUUUUUCAUUACCAUGUGAUCGAGUUGUGUUCGAUUUAAUUGUUUACUAAAAAAGUAAACAGAUUGUUUUUAUUUACAAAAAACAACUUGUCUUAAAAAAAUCUUAAAGAGAAAUUACUGUGCACGAGUAAAAUAACCAAUAAUAAGAAAAAGCAGCAAAUUACUUAUUCGCGCUUAUAAUGUUUUGUUUAGUAAAUAAAUGUUAUAUUAUAUUUAAUUCUAUAUAAAUUAAGCGGUACCUGGGUUCCGGAGCAUAACGCAUGAGAUCGGACCUAACUGUAAAUACAAGCAAUAAUUUAUACAUAAGUUUUUUUUUAAAACAAAUGAUAUUAUACGAAAAGUAUAAUAAAGGUAAUUAAAUUUUAAUCAAGUAAUAUUUGGUUCUUUUAUUCUUUAAAUAAGAACAACUAUUUUUGCAUUUAAAUUAGCAUUAAACAACGAAAUUAUUUAGUUACAUUCGCCUCAUUAUGCCUAAGAAUUAAGUGUAUAAUUACUGAUUAUCUAUUGUUAUACUUACGUCAAGCAAAAUUAUAAACAUGCUUAACGUACUAAAAUCUUUCUUUUUGUUCUAAGUAGGUAUCAAUAUUUUAUAUAUUUUUUAAAUUCCUUUGAUUUAUUUAAUUCGAAAAUAAGGUACCUAAUUAAUUUUUUUUUUAUUGUAAGACAAAAUGAAUUUUGUCGAAAAAAAAAAUAGUUCCAGUAUAUGGUACUAUAACUAUUUUUAUCUACUCUAUAUAUAUGUCAGUACAUACACACAGAACACAGUUGUUCUGUGGUAUAUAUCUUCUUUUUGGCUAACAUAUUUGGUCCAUGCUAAAUGCUAAUACUUAUUUUAUUUAGGCGAAUAGUGCAACCAAUAAAUCAUCAAUAAUAUAAAGAUAUUACACUGAUAAUACCUAUGUAGGCACGCUACCAAUAAAUUAAGUGGUUAGUUAUGUAAAUAAGUUGGUUGUAAAUAUUGUUUUGUAAUUAGAUUUAGGCGGUUUCUAUUCAGCAAUACAGUUUGUUGUUCAUUCA
This is a messenger RNA of Amyelois transitella, 5122 nucleotides long. RefSeq names its product RNA-binding protein 5-A. Lineage: Eukaryota; Metazoa; Arthropoda; Insecta; Lepidoptera; Pyralidae. The transcript is spliced from 2 exons. Gene Ontology annotation, cellular component: nucleus. Gene Ontology annotation, molecular function: RNA binding. Gene Ontology annotation, biological process: mRNA splicing, via spliceosome. Bases 217 to 2421 code for a protein of 734 amino acids. The record is from RefSeq and is a predicted model, not a curated record.